Cheilinus undulatus (humphead wrasse) is the source of this 6763-nucleotide messenger RNA. RefSeq names its product actin related protein 3B (gene actr3b). Gene Ontology annotation, molecular function: actin filament binding. The coding region runs from base 266 to 1522 and encodes 418 amino acids. Lineage: Eukaryota; Metazoa; Chordata; Actinopteri; Labriformes; Labridae. The record is from RefSeq and is a predicted model, not a curated record. The transcript has 12 exons. Gene Ontology annotation, cellular component: actin cortical patch.
CGAAGCAUAAAAAAACACACACAGACGUGCAUUCGGUUACCGGGGCAGUGUCAGAUGUGUUUCUAUUUUCUCCAUCUUUCCCUUCGACCCGGAAGUGCUGGCAGAGGGAAAGAGGGAGAGAGAGAGAGAGGGGACGGUGGAGGACUCUCUCUCCAUCACAUCAAACUCCGCACUAACUGAGGACAGAGCGGAGCUCGAGCACAACAGCAACUACAAGGACAACAACAGCAACUACGACAGCAACGGCAACGCCAGAGACAGAGACAUGUCCGUGCAGCUCCCUCCGUGCGUGAUAGACUGCGGGACUGGGUACACAAAGAUCGGAUAUGCCGGGAACACGGAGCCUCAGUUCAUCAUGCCGUCCUGCAUCUCCAUCAAGGAGUCGGCCAGCGUAGGAGAACAGGCCCAGAGGAGGCUGGUGCGAGGAGUCGACGACCUCGACUUCUACAUCGGAGACGAAGCUGUCGACAAACCGAACUAUGCAACCAAGUGGCCGAUCCGUCACGGGAUGGUGGAGGACUGGGAUCUGAUGGAGAAGUUCAUGGAGCAGAUCAUCUUUAAAUAUCUACGAGCAGAGCCGGAGGACCACAGCUUCCUGAUGACGGAGCCUCCUCUCAACACUCCAGAGAACAGGGAGUACCUGGCAGAGAUCAUGUUCGAGACCUUCAACAUCCCGGGGCUCUACAUUGCCGUCCAGGCUGUGUUGGCGUUGGCGGCGUCCUGGACGUCUCGACAGGUGGGACAGAGAACUCUCACAGGCAUCGUCAUUGACAGCGGGGACGGAGUCACACAUGCCAUCCCUGUGGCUGAAGGAUACGUGAUUGGUAGCUGCAUAAAGCACAUCCCCAUCGCAGGGCGGGACAUCACCUUCUUCAUCCAACAGCUGCUCAGAGACAGAGAGGCUGGGAUUCCUCCCGAACAAUCUCUGGAGACUGCCAAGGCUGUAAAGGAGCGGUACUGUUACAUCUGUCCAGACAUAGUGAAGGAGUUCACAAAGUACGACUGUGACCCGGGGAAGUGGAUCAAACAGUAUCGAGGAAUCAACGCCGUCAGUAAGACCGCCUUCCACAUCGAUGUCGGGUACGAACGCUUCCUGGGCCCUGAGAUCUUCUUCCACCCAGAGUUCGCCAACCCAGACUUCAUGCAGCCAAUCUCUGAUGUUGUCGAUGAGGUCAUUCAGAGCUGUCCAAUCGAUGUGAGGAGGCCGCUCUAUAAGAACAUUGUGCUGUCAGGAGGAUCCACCAUGUUCAGAGACUUUGGCCGGCGGCUGCAGAGGGACCUGAAGAGAGUCGUAGACGCACGACUAAAACUCAGCGAGGAACUUAGCGGGGGGCGAAUAAAGCCAAAGCCGAUGGAAGUCCAGGUCGUGACACACCACAUGCAGCGCUACGCUGUCUGGUUUGGAGGCUCCAUGUUGGCGUCCACGCCCGAGUUCCACCAGGUGUGUCACUCCAAGAAGGACUACGAUGAGAUCGGCCCGAGCAUCUGUCGCCAUAACCCUGUCUUCGGCAUCAUGUCCUGAUGGCGGAGGCAGCUGAAGGCCUGUUAGCCUGUUAGCGUGCUACAUUGUUAGCCCUUUGGCCUUCCAGCCUGCUGCCCACGAGAUAGCCAGCCAGCUAGCCUGUUAGCCCGUGGACUCUGCAGCUUGCUGGCCGGUUCACCUGCUUUCUGCUAGCCACCAGCCAAUCGCCUGAUGAUCUCUCUUCCUGUUUAAUUUCUGUCCCAUUAGGCUAACAGAUGGUUAGCAUGCUAGCUCCGUCUCAUUUAGCAUGUGGAGGUUUGGAGAAAAUGAAGCACAAGAGUACAUUUAUAAGCCGUGAAACAAAGAAUGGUGUUUUAAUUUCAGGAACCAAACAAAGCUCCUUUUUCUAGAGGCAACCUUACUGACAGCUGAAAAUACUCCAGAGCUGAACACAUGCUCUCUGAGAGUCUGCUAGCUGCUAGCCUGUUAGCCGUCCUCAUUAAUGCUAGGCAUGUCUGUGACUUUGAAGCUGUUAGCCUGUAGAGAUUCAGCCUGGAGCUGCCAGGAAAAUGUUCACAGCAAAGGCACACGCUGAGUUUUUCUUUCUGCUCGAUGUGAAGCUGAAAACCGAAUCGUUUUACAGACGUUUAGACGAGGGUGAUCAUAUUUAUCAGAGCUCCAAAUUAAUUUUACCCUAAACCCACAUGUAUGAGGCCAUGGUGCUACCAGAUGUUUUCAUUGUUGAACCAUUCAGCACCGUGGGAAAUAGCUGACAUCAGCGUAUGCCUCACUGAAGUUGGUCACAACAGCUCUGUAUCCCCUGUCUGUGUUUGCUUGUUUUAAUAUGAUGCUGUACAUCAGUGUUUUCACCGUGGGUGACUGAAAAUGGAAGCUUGCAGGGUGCAGAAUUCAGCAUAUUCACUGACUGGUACUUUCCGAGGAAAGCUGUACCUUUCCUGGAUCUUUUAGGAAAACACUGACACUCUUUCCAUCAUGACACGUAGCCAAUGUGACAAAACUUAAAACGGAUCAAACUUUGACUCAUGGUGCGUUAUAGAAACAGCCACGGCAAUGGCUGGCUUGGUGCAUUGUUUUCCGUAGGUUGGAACCAGGACAGGUGCUGUUCAUAAGUGGGAUAUAUCUGUGAUUUUUGUUUGGAGCUUAAAAACGGGACAGCAGCGGCCUGAACAGGAUGUAUGGUCACCCUAGUUUAGACACAGUUUAUGCUGAGGAUCCCAUAUAGUGAUCCAGACCUUUUCAUGUAGACUAAGGUAUGAUCGCAUACAGAUGGAUUUUAUGUUUAUGCUCUGCGAAAUAGGAAAAAUAAGAUUCAUUUUUAAUGACGUCAUGCUGCUGACUUUAAGGAAAGCCAAGGACACAAUCCAGUUUCAGUUCUACUGUGAACUUUCUUCUCCUUUAAGUAUUCUGUUUCCUACGCCACAUUGGUCACCUCAGAUUUUAUAGAUCUGAACAUUCACGUUUUUGCAGAGACAGUGUCUCCAACUCUAACUGUACAAAAGUGAAGCCAAAAAACUGCUCGUGCCCUCAUAGAAGUUUGUGGGUGAAGAUAAUUAGAUCUUAUGCUUUCGCCAUUCAUGCUGCUAUUUGGAUGGUUAAUUUAAGGCCAACGGAAAAAAACGGAACACUGGAGAUGUAACAUUCUUUUUUAGAACACCUGCAGUGGUCACACAUACAGGACAAAAAAGAAUGUUGCAGUGAUGUUGUGCCAGAAGAGUCAAAAAGGAUUGACAAUAGUGAACCAAUAAGGACAAAGUGCAUUUUAACCCCUGACAUGUAUUUAGAUUUCAAAGUUGGGUCAUGUUACCAUGUAACAUUAACAACAUGGAGAUGGUGGAGCUUAUAACCUAAAAGCGUGUGGUUCUGGAAGUAAAAAACUAACUUUUCACCAUAGUGGACUUGGUUAGAAGCCAACAUAUCCAAGUCAGAAUUACCACGAGCUAGCUGAGUGUUAAACGACAGUAUAUGCUCCUUUAAAAAACAAAUUUUCAUAAAAUAACAUUAUUUUGAGAGAUACAUAGUUUAGUUGUGAUCUUGGCCAAAGUACUACAGUACCCACAAUCCUAGAGAGUCAUAGGUACAAGUCUGAUUGGUGGGCUCUCCUGUGACCAAUGGUGACUGUAGACAUUUUCAUUUAAAAUAAAAACACUACAAGAAAGAGUAGUGUAGAAAAACGUUCAUGGGUUGAAAGCUUGAAAAGCUAUCACUUACAAUGACUAAAAUGAAUCACAAUGGAUUGUGGGAUAUAUAGUUUCUCCAUCCUUGUGAGGAAAUGUGCCUGCAGUCUCAUUUUUGCACCAAAUCAGCUGUUUUAUAGUCACAAGUCUUCAGGUAGCUGGUUGGCUUGGUUCAUGUUUUAGACGCUGAAAUGUGGAUUUAGCUACAUGUCUAUGGGGGAUUUAACUUCUGGAACCAGAGCUGCUGAAAACCUGGGCGGCCACUGUUAAGCUAAAAAAAUACUUCUGAAUCUGCAGAUUUCCCAAAGAUUCUAUGUAGUGCACAUUUUGCACGUGGAAAGCUUGAAAUGUCGGUACCAGAUGGCAUCUUUUUUUGCACCAUCUCAGCUGUAAAAUGGGAAUAAAUUCCCGGUUAAAUAAAGGUUAAAUAAAUAAAAGCAUUGAAUGGGCCCUUACCCUGCAAACAGCAAUGUUACAGGAAGUGAUGUCACAGUAGUCACCUGUCUGCAAAAGCACCAUACUGCAGCAACCAGGGCGAUUUUUGGCUUCACUUUCAGGGAGUUGUCAUGAUGUCCAUUGUUUAUAUAGUCUUUGGUUCAUCACAUCAUCAGCUUAGAGAGACAUCUAACCAGGAGAGUCGUGUUCUUCAAAUUCAAACAUCCACCUUCAUGGUUUUAUGAAUAUUUUACAGAGAAUUAAGAGUCAGAAGAGACUGAUGGGACUCUGAAUCAUGAACUGUGAAUACGUGUGUGUGAGCUUGUGUGUAUCAUAAGCUAAUGCACUCAGAGCGUCUAUAUUUGUACAGAGUUUAACAGAAGAGAAUUAUCAGAUCACAUAUAUUAUGAUGAUAAAGACACCUAUGCUUUAUUGUUGUCUAAAUGUUCAAUACUUUUGAUACCACAUGUUGCAGAAUGAUCCAGUUGCUGUUAUUUUAAUCACUGGUAGUUAAAAAAGUAGAAAACUUAAAAACAGCUACUGUCUGAGGCGUGUUUGGAACAGGUGUGGGUGCAGGUAGAGGUCUGCACAUCGCCCUGACCGUGUGCAGGGCUCAGACAUGAGUUCAGACUGACAUCAGUGUUUCAUUUAUAGUCACAGUAAAGUUUUACAACCCGGUGCCAUGAAACCAAACAUGUUCAAGUAUAUCCAGUGAAUAUUAUUCUACCUGCUCUGAGCAUGACGAAAAAACACUCGUGUGAAAUUCAUCAUUCAGCAGAAAGCGUGUUUUUAAGGACAAAUGUAAAGUGAGUUUAUUUAUAAGACAACAGAAGAUUUCAAGAGAAAAUAAUAAACAGAUACGUAUUUUCUGUAAAAUGCAUGAAGGAAAAAGUUAAAGUUUACAGUAAAGACGCUGAAAGAAAAGUUAGAGUUUAUAUUUUGUUUAAAAGUCGACGUAUUUCUCUAAAACUGAGACAGGAUCUUCUGGUGAUAAAAUAAAGGCUUUGUAUUUGUUAAAGACGAAUAUUUAGCAUCACUGCUUGAGAGGAAGCUAAUAGUACUCCUGUGUCCUGUCCUCUGGUUGUCACCUGAUGUACCUGCUGGUUUAGACCCCGUCUGCGGCUCUCUGAGAGAACAGCUCGGUGCGUUUACAUGCAGUUAUAGCAGGUCACGUUAGCGAAACUGGUCUGUAGGAAUCAUCUAAACAUGUCAGCGUGACUGAAAUCAUACUAAAUUUAAUUACUCAGUCGGACUAACGCCCACAUCACGUACCUGUUUACUUCAGGUCAAUGGAUCGUCCAGAUCCAUCUCUGAAAGCUUCAAGCUGAUAGGCUCGUUCCAGAGAAUGACCGGACCAAUCUCUGCAUUUACGUAGAAAGAGGCGGAGCUACAGGCAAGGUUUAAUUGAAGUGACUGCAAUCCUGUAAACAAAGGUGGCUGUUGAAGAGAUUAGCGUGAAUGUAGCUAUAGCGGCAGUUUGAUCAGAACUGGACAACAUUCUUUUAUUAAAGGUCACAUAUUUUACCCUUUAAGACCAGUUUAUAUUGGUCUCAGAGGUCCCCAGAACAUGCCUGUAAAAACACUCCAGUAUUGGACUGUAGCGUGUCUAAAACUCCUGUGUUUCAGCUCUGCUCAGAACCAGCUGUUUCUGUGGCUUUAAUGUUACUGAGCUGUCUGACUCCGCCUCUGACCACGCCCCUCUCAGGAAAUAGCUAAGGCUUAAUGGAUGUUGCUCUCUUGAGGAUCUGGAGGGGAGGGCAGAAAUUUCUUUCAAGAUGGGAGGGCCAACUGAACCUGGGGGUGGGGCUAACUCCCCACUAGACACCAUGAGAGGAAAAUCUGUACCUUCUGACGGGGGGGGGGGGGUUCUGGUACUUGAGGGGAAUGUGGAUAGGCAGGGGGAACAUAUUUUUGUUAGAAAAGCCUGAAAAGUGAUUUUUACGUAAUGUGUCCCCCUAAAAGAGGAGCAAAGAACCGGAGUGGAAGACCUUCUUGGUGGAGAAAAUGUUUUGGCAGGACUACGGCUGCCUGCAGAGCUCAUCUUAAACAGUUUAGAGUUUCACGUUUUUGAUCCGAUUGGCCGGUAAUGAAUGUGACAGGAAGAAGUUAGUUCAGCCACCCUCUGAGUUUUAUUCUGAAAGGUUCUGCCCUUCCUAGCGUCUCUGGGGGGUUGCCCGAUGGAUGUUAGAUACAUAGCCGUGGCUAACUGAGACAGGCUUUCUGGGAGAUUAGGUUAUGUUCUCACCUCAGUCAGACCCGAACUGGAUUAAAGGCGCUCUGAUCAGGAUUCACAGCACAGUAGAUGUCAGCUGUUUGGUCACUGAAGGGGACCUCUGAGUCUAAUCUGCAGACUCCCACAUAGAAAAGGCCUCACGCUAAGUUCAGAUCAACCUAGAAACAGAGAGGCGGAGCUGAGGCCUUCUAACAGCGACAACACGCCGUCUUAGAGUCUCAGCAGCCACACCUCUAUUCUGAAUUAAAGGAAUCCUUCACACCAGAGCAGACGAGCCGUGAAGAAUAUUCCAGUUAAAUAUCUUAAUCUAGCUUUAACCACAUCUGUCUGCAUGUAAACGUACCGAGUGACUCCACAGACCCGUAGUCAUGUCCGUGCAGCUGCAGUGGAUUCAGAGUGAAUGUUUCUGAGCGGCUGUCAAUAAACACUCUCCUCCAA